Myiozetetes cayanensis is the source of this 1480-nucleotide messenger RNA. RefSeq names its product LysM domain containing 2 (gene LYSMD2). The transcript is spliced from 3 exons. The record is from RefSeq and is a predicted model, not a curated record. Lineage: Eukaryota; Metazoa; Chordata; Aves; Passeriformes; Tyrannidae. Bases 168 to 755 code for a protein of 195 amino acids.
GCGGCCUCUCCCCGCCGGGCGGGGCUGCGGGGCCGCGCCGGGGCCUCGGCCGGGGCCGUGUCCUGCGGUGCCGCCGGGCCGGUGUCGGUGUCGGUGUCGGGGCGAUGCCCGGGGUGAUGGCCGUGUUGGCGGCGCGGGGCCGCGGGCGCUGAGCUCGGUGCGGGAGCAUGGCCGAGGCUCUGCGCCAGGAGCCGCCGGGCGGGCCCGAGUCGGAGGCCGAGCUGUCGCAGCGGCUCGCCCGCACCAAGGCCCGCUCGUACGGCAGCACGGCCAGCGUGGCGGCCCCGCUGGCGGAGCGGUACGUGGAGCACCGGCUGAGCGCCGGGGACACGCUGCAGGGCAUCGCCCUCAAGUACGGCGUCACGAUGGAACAAAUAAAGAGGGCAAAUAAACUGUUCACUAAUGACUGUAUAUUUCUGAGGAAAACCCUGAAUAUUCCUGUUGUAUCAGAGAAACCAUUACUGUUCAAUGGACUUAAUUCACUGGAGUCUCCUGAGAAUGAAACUGUUGACAGCUCCCCUUCUUGUGAUGAAGGACUAGUAACAGUUCAGGAAGAAAGUAGUUCUUCUCCCAGUCCUCAAGAGCCUGACAAUCAGCCCACUGCACCAGAAGAAUUAUCUGCCAAAGAUUUCCUACAGAGAUUGGACUUGCAGAUUAAGUUAUCCAAACAAGCAGCCAGAAAACUAAAAGAUGACAAUGUCAGAGAGGAGGAGGAUGAGGAAGGUCCCUAUGCAACUUCUUCAUAUCACCAGUAGAAGACAGAUGUGAUGGCCUGAAAACUUCCCAUGAAGUCAGUUCUUAAAGAACUAAACAGUCAAUAAUUCGAAACCCAAGUCUUUUGGACUCAUCAUCUUGAUGUACUUAAAAGAAGUCAUGAAUGGGUGAUUGCACUGAAAUUAUGACCUCUUCUGCCUUCCAUAGGUUAAUGUCCUUAUGCUAUAUCAACAAAGGGUUUAAGCCUUCCAAAACUAGCAAUGGCCUUUCUACCCCUUCUGUGCAAACUGUAGCAUGGUAGCAACAAUAUAUCCUUGAGGUCACCUUUAUGCAGGAUGUUGAUCUUUAGUAAAGAUUUUGUAAAUAAUUGUUAAAAGUGAAAUUUGUUUUAAGUAUUUAAAAAUAUUAAAGUUUGCUUGUAAAUGACAAACUAUGAAAGUAAUAGGAAUUUACUUAUUCUGCAAACAUAGGCAAGUUUGCUGUGAAAGUUUUGUCUACUUCAGGGCUGCAGAACUUGCCUCUGAACUCUGUGUGUGUGUCUGUGUGUGGUUAUGCUGUUUUCCUAGAAAGGGGAAUUCAACUUGCUUUGAUGAGUUAAAGCCUUUAUGGUUAAACAAGUGUUUGCAAAUUGGAUUUCUGCUAAUAAAAGGGACGAGUUACAGCCAGAGAUUUUUCUUUGUGAGAUAUGGCAUUGGAAUAUCAGAUGUGUGUUCUUGUGUGCAGUUAUAUUUUGUGUGGUUUUAAUUUAAUAAAAUACAAAAAUACU